GAUGAACAUCAUUCCAACCAUGACCGUCUCAUCUCCCUCGUAGCCAAGGGGGUGUUCUACGAAGGUUGUGUGGACUACUGCCAAGCGCAGGCCAUUGGUGACUUGAAAGGUAUCGAAAGCGGUCCACAUCCUACCGACAUUUUGGCAAAUCGGCCGCGACUGUCGUCAACCGAUCUGUCAUUGAUAUCAUGGCUCGAAAUGGUGGGCAGAGAACAGUUCGCCAUGCCCUUCCAGCAGAAACAGCUCGAUCUGAAAGUGGAACAUCUCAAAAAGCCGAAACUGGAAGCGCAGUGGACAGAAACGAUUCUGGCCACGCCGAUGAAACCUGGUGGUCACUUUCCUCAUUCGAUGGUCCCAAAUGCUAAGCUCAAAUUCGCAGAGAAGAUGAGCCAGUCGAUGGCGGUGAUUCCCUUGACCACGAGUAUGAGUACCAGUGCAUUUCCUUCCGCGGGUCGGUUGCAUCCGAUGUCACAGUCAACAGCAGCCGGGUUUUGCUUAGGAAUUGGUGAUGCUGGCAGCGAGGCAAUGGCGCAAAGUCAGAUGAUCGACAAUCUGAUCGAGUGUAGCGAACUGACCAAGAGCAGCCGCCCGGACUCGCUGUUCAGAAGUACGGUGGCACCAAACAUGAUGACAAACUCAAUAGCGCCUCAGGUAAUGGGACCAGCAAUGGUAAACAGCUACAUGAAUGGGAUGUAUGAUUUCACGCCCGUUCGACGACAACUGGACGAAAUGGCGCGACGGUAA
Molecule: messenger RNA, 744 nt
Organism: Cylicostephanus goldi
Lineage: Eukaryota; Metazoa; Nematoda; Chromadorea; Rhabditida; Strongylidae
Source: the annotation of a GenBank genome assembly